This is a messenger RNA of Danio rerio (zebrafish), 1260 nucleotides long. RefSeq names its product dehydrogenase/reductase (SDR family) member 13b.1 (gene dhrs13b.1). NCBI's taxonomy places the organism in Eukaryota, Metazoa, Chordata, Actinopteri, Cypriniformes, Danionidae. The record is from RefSeq and is marked provisional.
GAAUAUGGUGUAACACCUGUUGUAACACCGGAACCUUGCUUGAACUUUUCUUUUACUCUCCAUUGCUUUAGAUAAAAGAUGUUGGAGGAGACUUUGCUGAUCGUGGGUAUUCUGUCUGUGGUGUUUAUGGCGAUUCGUGCGUAUGUACGGGGAGCGAAAUGCAAAAGUAAAGUAAAACUUCAUGGCAAGACCGUCAUCGUUACAGGCAGUAAUGUUGGCAUCGGAAGAGCCACAGCGGUGGAUUUAGCGCGCAGAGGCGCGAGGGUCAUUCUGGCUUGCCGUAGUCAAGUACGGGGCGAGGUUGCUGUGGCGCUUGUUAAGAGAGAGAGUGGGAGUCAAAAUGUGGCGUUCAUGCAGCUGGAUUUGGCGAGCUUGAAAUCAGUGCGCUCCUUCGCUGAAACUUUCCUCAAAACAGAGAAGAGACUUGAUAUUCUCAUCAACAAUGCAGGGGUUUAUAAGCAGGGCACUACUGAAGAUGGCUUUGGUCUUAUGUUUGGUGUCAAUCAUCUUGGCCACUUCCUCCUGACUAACCUGCUGCUGGACAGAUUGAAAGAGUGUGCCCCAAGCCGGAUUGUCACCGUUUCAUCAAUUAUGCAUAAAUAUGGGACCCUUGACUUUGACACACUUCGCACUCACAAAGAGUUUGGAGUAGGUGAGACUUCUAGGAGCAUCUUCUGGAUUUAUGCACACAGCAAACUGUGCAAUGUUCUCUUCACUCAUGAACUUGCAAAAAGACUACAAGGAACCAAUGUCACCUGUUACAGCCUCCAUCCAGGUGCUGUAAACUCCGAUUUAAAUCGCAAUCUCAGUAAAAUGACCAGGAGGUUGAUAAAACCCAUUACAACCCUGUUUUUUAAGGAUGUAGAAGCCGGUGCGCAAACAAGUCUGUACUGUGCCGUGCAGGAGGGCAUUGAAUCCCUGAGUGGCAGGUAUUUCUCCAACUGCGCUGUGCAGAAAGUGGAGCCUAAGGCUCAGGAUGAUGCUGUGGCCAAAAAACUGUGGGAAGUGAGUGAGACACUAAGUGGCCUGUCCUGAAUUCACCCAGGCCCUCUCAUACAGCAUUGUAGGUUUAAUAAUGUGAAUGAUAUUUCUUUCUUACUACAACCAUUUGCUUUAAAGAUUUGUGGAAAGAAGGACAUACAACAUUUCUGUAUUUACAGUGGGCUUAGAUUGACAAUGAAACUUGGUUGUACACAAUCAUCAAUAUGUUUACUUGAUUACGUUGUGAUUAUUCACUUCAAAUAAAAUGAUUUGGACAGA